AUGAUUUGCUGUUGCCCAGACAACAGAGCCGAUUUACCUACCUUCGAAGAUGACAACGUGCUCUGUCCAGAUGUGAUCGGCGCCGAUAUCACAAUCGCCGCCGACGUCGACACAGAGGAACGGGAGGUCCAUCUGGAUAAUUUUCAUCUGAUGAACAACCUGGAUCAUCAGUUUUGGACCUUAUUGAAGACAGAAUUUGAAAGUAACGCCGUUUGGUACGAUAUGAAACGAAAAAAUACAAGAACUGUUGAGAUGUUUAUGUAAGAUAACUGAGGAGAAACAUACAGGAGAAUCUUUUGAAAAAAUAUCAAUAAUAUGGGAUUUUGUGAAACCAG
Molecule: messenger RNA, 335 nt
Organism: Acanthoscelides obtectus
Lineage: Eukaryota; Metazoa; Arthropoda; Insecta; Coleoptera; Chrysomelidae
Source: the annotation of a GenBank genome assembly